UAACGCUUGUGCACUGGUGCAGUCGAAAGCUGCCCUCCCAGUAUCUCUCCUCUCUCCUCCUCCUCUCUACGACGCCACCGGCGGAGAUCUGCUCCGUCGUCCGUCGGAUCUCCGACCUAUCUACCCCCUUCCCUCUCCUCUAUCUCUAUCUAUCAAUCAAAAAAAAAAAAAUCAAUUUUUAGGGUUUGGUUUUCUAAAUUUAUUUUGAUUUGCUGUGUUGUUUGAUGCUUUCUAGGGUUUGGUUAUUGUAAAUAAGAGGAGAGGGAAGACAGAGAAAAAAAAUCCAAAAAAAAGAGGGGGAAAUUUGGAAAAAAAAGAUAAGUUUGUUCUAGGGUCUUUUGGUUGAGAUGGCACAGGUUCAAGUUCAGCCUCAAGCUGUGAAUGCAGCUGGAAACCAGUUCGUGACGACGUCGCUUUAUGUCGGUGACCUCGAGCCGAACGUGACCGAUUCGCAGCUCUAUGAUCUGUUUAACCAGCUGGGUCAAGUUGUCUCUGUUCGAGUUUGCAGGGACUUGACUACUCGCCGAUCGCUUGGUUAUGGUUAUGUUAAUUAUGCGAACCCGCAAGAUGCUCUAAGGGCUUUGGAGGUGCUGAACUUCACUCCUCUGAAUGGAACGCCCAUUAGGGUAAUGUAUUCUCAUCGUGACCCUAGUAUGCGCAAAAGUGGGGCUGGUAACAUUUUUAUUAAGAAUUUGGACAAGGCUAUUGACCACAAAGCACUGCAUGAUACAUUUUCUUCGUUUGGAAAUAUUCUCUCUUGCAAGGUAGCUACAGACCCCGCUGGUCAGUCGAAAGGGUAUGGGUUUGUGCAAUAUGAUAGUGAGGAAGCUGCCCAAAAAGCUAUUGAGAAGCUUAAUGGUAUGCUGCUGAAUGAUAAGCAAGUAUAUGUGGGACCCUUCCUUCGGAAGCAGGAAAGAGAAAUGGCAUUGGACAAGGUAAAAUUCACCAAUGUCUUCGUAAAGAAUCUAUCAGAAUCAACAACAGAAGAAGAUCUGAAGAAAAUAUUUGGUGAUUUUGGAGCAAUCACUAGUGCUGUGCUGAUGAGGGAUGCUGAUGGGAACUCUAAGUGCUUUGGUUUUGUCAACUUUGAGAAUGCAGAUGAUGCUGCUCGAUCUGUUGAGUCUCUUAAUGGACAAAAAAUUGAUAAUAAGGAGUGGUUUGUCGGGAAAGCACAAAAAAAAUCUGAGAGGGAACUUGAAUUAAAAAAUCGAUUUGAGCAGACUGUAAAGGAGGCGGCAGACAAAUCUCAAGGGCUAAACCUGUACAUUAAAAAUUUAGAUGACAGCAUUGGUGAUGAUAAGCUUAAGGAAUUGUUCUCUCCAUUUGGCAUCAUAACUUCAUACAAGGUUAUGCGUGACCCUAGUGGAGUAAGUAGGGGAUCAGGAUUUGUUGCAUUUUCUACUCCUGAAGAGGCAUCUAGGGCUCUAUUGGAGAUGAAUGGCAAGAUGAUUGUUAGCAAACCUCUUUAUGUUGCCCAUGCACAACGAAAAGAAGAUAGAAGAGCAAGAUUGCAGGCCCAAUUUUCUCAAAUGCGUCCAGUGGUGAUGGCACCUUCAGUUGCUCCUCGUAUGCCAAUGUACCCCCCUGGUGGUCCUGGUCUUGGACAACAGAUAUUUUACGGACAAGCUCCGCCUGCUAUCAUACCUCCCCAACCCGGUUUUGGGUAUCAGCAGCAACUUGUACCAGGCAUGAGGCCUGGUGGGGGCCCCAUCCCGAAUUUCUUUGUGCCAAUGGUUCAGCAGGGUCAGCGUCCUGGUGGCAGACGUGCAGGAGGUGUUCCAGGGCAGCAGGGGCAACAGCCAGUUCCACUAAUGCAGCAACAGAUGCUUCCGAGGGGGCGGGUCUACCGUUACCCGCCAGGGCGUGGCAUGCCUGAUGUUUCCAUGUCUGGUGUUGCUGGAGGCAUGCUUUCCAUUCCCUAUGAUAUGGGUGGCAUGCCUUUGCGUGAUGGGGGAAUGUCUCAACCAAUUCCAAUUGGUGCUUUGGCUACUGCCCUUGCAAAUGCUUCUCCUGCUGACCAGAGGACGAUGCUGGGUGAAAAUCUGUAUCCACUUGUGGAACAGCUGGAGCCUGAGAUGGCAGCGAAGGUUACUGGCAUGCUUCUGGAGAUGGAUCAGACUGAGGUUUUGCAUUUGCUGGAGUCGCCUGAAGCUCUGAAAGCCAAGGUUGCGGAGGCUAUGGAGGUCCUGAAGAAUGUUCAGCAGCAACAGGCUAGCAAUCCCGCUGAUCAAUUGGCAUCGUUGUCUUUAAAUGAUCGGCUUGUUUCCUAAUUGUUAGGACAUCAAAUUUGGAGUUUCUGGUUGAUUUUGAGGACAGUUUUGUGUCUGAAUUUUAGAAUGGUUCUAAGUGAGUUUCUCUUGUAGGGAAUGCUUUUGUUUUUGCAUGCAAUUUGUCACUAUUUUGAGUGGUGUUUUGGAUAUUGCGACAUUUAUGCUUGUGUUUUGCCCUU
Messenger RNA from Camellia sinensis, 2449 nucleotides. RefSeq names its product polyadenylate-binding protein 8. The record is from RefSeq and is a predicted model, not a curated record. Gene Ontology annotation, molecular function: RNA binding. NCBI's taxonomy places the organism in Eukaryota, Viridiplantae, Streptophyta, Magnoliopsida, Ericales, Theaceae.